CCGCUUGGCUUACUCAAGCCUCUACCCAUUCCUGCUGGCCCAGGGCAGAGUAUCUCCAUGGACUUCAUGGAUACUCUAGUGGCCAGCAAAAAUGGCAAGAGGCACAUCUUCGUCAUAGUGGAUAGGUUCACUAAGUACGCUAGACUAAUUGCCAUGUCGGAGACUGCCAGGACUGAGCACGCCAUUAAGUUGUUCAUGGACAACUGGGUGCGUGACUUUGGACUGUCGAAGACAAUCGUUAGUGACAGGGAUGUGCGUUUCACAAGUGAGAUGUGGAAGAAGGCCGCUGAACAGAUGCGCAACCAGCUUCAGAUGACUUCUGGGAAUUAUCCCGAAGCAAAUGGGCAGGCUGAACAGAUGAACCGUGUGGUGCAGCAUCUGCUGAGGCAUUACAUCAACCCCAGCCAGGACGACUGGGAUGAGAAAUUACCUCUCAUCGCCAGCCUGUACAAUAGUGUUGUACACAAGACCGCCGACGCCAGUCCUAAUCAACUGCAUCUGGGAUGGAAGCCCAGAUCUGCUCUAGACUUCCUCCUGCCUGAAAACCGAACUGCUGCAACUCUUGGAACCAUUGAAUUUGGUGUCCAGUAUGAGAAAUUGUUGCAGCAGACUGUCGAACACAUCAAGAAAUCUCAGGUAGCCAUGAUUGCUUCUGAGAACAAGCAUCGCCGACAGUCCACAUUUCAGGUAGGGGAACGUGUCUGGGUCACUAAAGACUUUGACACGGAUCUUGCUGAGAGGAAAUAUCCAGUGCGGUACUUGGAGUGCACCAAUGUGGUGAUGUGUCAGGAACUUGUGCGGUACAACCGACUGUUGGCGGUUGUUCGACAGUCCUUGACCGACAUGGUCCGGGCAGUCAAAGGGGAAUUCCUGAUGUCUGAGGAAUUUGAAUCCUUGGCUGGGUCAAUAUUCAACAGUCAUGUGCCGAAAUCAUGGAUGGCCAAGUCCUACCCCUCCUGCAAGCCCCUGGGUGCCUACUUCUCAGAUCUCAUCCAACGGCUCCAAUACUUCAAAGAUUGGCUGGAUCGAGGACCACCCAUCCGGGCGCUGAGAAGCCAUAGCCAGGCUUGCUCAGCUGAGGCUGGUGAUGGUGAUGGUGGUCCUUGGGUGUCGGGGAUGCACACUGUGGGAAGUCAAAGGGUGAUGUGAGAGGAGAGAGAACGUACCUGGUGUAUGCUGGCGGUCUGCAUUGGUGAUGACGUCACGUACAUUGGUCUUCGACUUCGAUGUUCGUAAUGGAGGCAAUAGCGGCCUUUCUAUGAAAAGUCCCCUCGAUAGACAGGCUCGUCCUCUACGGAACCGACAGAUCUAUCUCCUUCCCCACGGUCAUGCUAUUCACGGAUGAUCUAAUGGUCGUAAUCAGAGCCACAUACUCAUCCUUUACGCCUUGACAAGAACGAUGCAAGCAUUCCAGUUAGCCUCAGAAAUGAAGAUCGACUGGAACAAAAUGGUGGGUUGGUG
This is a messenger RNA of Chara braunii, 1461 nucleotides long. The record is from the annotation of a GenBank genome assembly. Lineage: Eukaryota; Viridiplantae; Streptophyta; Charophyceae; Charales; Characeae.